Messenger RNA from Closterium sp. Naga37s-1, 744 nucleotides. Lineage: Eukaryota; Viridiplantae; Streptophyta; Zygnematophyceae; Desmidiales; Closteriaceae. The record is from the annotation of a GenBank genome assembly.
AUGGUCCCUGUACAGUCUUUCACAGGUGGGCUGCUGGGCACAGGUGGGGCUGCUGGUCACAGGUGGGGCUGCUGGUCACAGGUGGGGCUGCUGGUCACAGGUGGGGCUGCUGGUCACAGGUGGGGCUGCUGGUCACAGGUGGGGCUGCUGGUCACAGGUGGGGCUGCUGGUCACAGGUGGGGCUGCUGGUCACAGGUGGGGUUGCUGGUGCUGGUGCUGGCGGCUGGCGCUGGUGCUGGUUCCUGGUGCUGGCAGCUGGCACUGGGGCUGGUUCCUGAUGCUGGCGGCUGGCGCUGGGGCUGGUUCCUGGUGCUGGCGGCUGGCGCUGGUGCUGGUUCCUGGUGCUGGCGGCUGGCACUGGGGCUGGUUCCUGGUGCUGGCGGCCGGCGCUGGGGCUGGUUCCUGGUGCUGGCGACUGGCGCUGGGGCUGGUUCCUGGUGCUGGCGGCUGGCGCUGGGGCUGGUUCCUGGUGCUGGCGGCUGGCGCUGGGGCUGGUUCCUGGUGCUGGCGGCUGGCGCUGGGGCUGGUUCCUGGUGCUGGCGGCUGGUGCUGGGGCUGGUUCCUGGUGCUGGCGGCUGGCGCUGGUGCUGGUUCCUGGUGCUGGCGGCUGGCGCUGCGACCGCCGGUGCGACGGGCGAGGUGCAAGGUGGCGCUGGCUGCAGUCGAUGGCGCAAACGCGAUCGCGGGCCGCUGGCGACUUCGCUGGCGGGUCGCUGGCGGCGGGUCCGCUGGCGUUCGCCAUAG